This is a messenger RNA of Drosophila persimilis, 1581 nucleotides long. RefSeq names its product cytochrome P450 4e2. Gene Ontology annotation, molecular function: monooxygenase activity; heme binding; iron ion binding. The coding region runs from base 1 to 1581 and encodes 526 amino acids. The transcript is spliced from 5 exons. The record is from RefSeq and is a predicted model, not a curated record. Lineage: Eukaryota; Metazoa; Arthropoda; Insecta; Diptera; Drosophilidae.
AUGUGGCUGGUGUUAUAUGCGUUUCUGGCCUUGCCGCUGCUCGUGUGGCUCUACCAGGAGUUGACAACAUUCCGGCGAAGACGAUUGUUGAAAAAGUUCCAUGGACCCAAACGAUUGGCCAUCGUCGGCAAUGCCCAUCAGAUGGGUAAAAAUCCUACAGAAAUUCUCGACCAGCUAUUUGCUUGGUGGUACCAAUACGAUAAGGAUAACUUCAGCUUCUGGAUAGGACCUAAACCCAAUAUUAUGGUCACAAAGCCCAAGUACAUAGAGUAUAUACUCACCAGUCAGACCCUGAUAAAAAAAGCUUAUAACUAUGCUCUAACCCAACCAUGGUUGGGUUUGGGCCUAGUCAAUAGCAUGGGCAGUAGGUGGCACAAGCAUCGAAAGAUGAUUACGCCCUCCUUCCACUUCAACAUCCUGCAAGACUUCCACAAGGUGAUGGACGAAUAUUCCACCAAAUUCGUGCAGAAACUGAAAAAUGUGUCAGCUGGGGAUAGUAUUUUCGAUAUUCAGGAUCAGGUCGCCUACUUGACCCUAGAUGUAAUUUGCAACACAGCCAUGGGAGUGUCCAUUAACGCAAUGGAAAACCGAACGUCCGACAUAGCGCAAGCAUUCAGGGACAUAUGCGAAAACGUAAGCGUGAGGUCCUUCAGUGUGUGGAAGCGUAAUCAAAUGCUCUAUCGAUUGGCCCCCGACUACCCCGCCUAUUGUAAGACGCUGAAGACCCUUCGGGACUUCACCCACGAUGUCAUCGAGAAGCGCGUCAAGGCCCACAAAGACGGUACCGCUUCAACAAGCCAGGGCGAUGAGUUUUCCGGAAAGAAGAUGGCAUUUUUGGAUACCUUACUCUCAGCAACAGUUGACGGUCGCCCUCUGACUUCCCAAGAGCUGUACGAGGAAGUCUCCACAUUUAUAUUUGCAGGCCACGAUACGACCACUUCGGGAAUUUCUUUCGCUAUGUAUUUGCUCUCCAGACACCAAGACGAGCAACGAAAAUUAUUCGAUGAACAGCGCGAAGUGAUGGGUGACUCCGAAAUGGGUCGAGACGCAACCUACCAGGAAAUCGCACAAAUGAAAUAUUUGGAUCUGUUCAUCAAAGAGGCCCAGCGCGUCUAUCCCAGCGUACCAUUCAUUGGUCGCUAUACCGAAAAGGAUCAUUUAAUUGAUGGUGACCUCGUGCCAAAAGGUACCACCCUAAAUUUGGCACUCAUUAUGCUCGGCUACGAUGAUCGUGUGUUCAAGGAUCCCCACAAAUUCCGACCCGAACGAUUUGAGCUGGAAAAACCCGGUCCCUUCGAAUACGUGCCCUUCAGUGCCGGUCCCCGCAACUGCAUUGGCCAGAAGUUCGCCAUACUGCAGAUAAAGACCGUGGUAUCCAAGAUAGUGCGCAACUUUGAGGUUCUGCCCGCCGUAGAUGGACUGGAGUCUAAAGACGGAUAUCUUAAUACUACUAUGGGCUUACCCACAGCGGAGAAAAUUAAGAAAGAAGCAUAUCGACACAAAUACGAUCCAAUUCUGUCUUCCGCGAUCACACUUAAGUCUAUCAACGGUCUUCAUAUCCGAUUAAGGGAGAGGAACUAG